This is a messenger RNA of Saccharomycopsis crataegensis, 876 nucleotides long. It is a transcript of the gene SWP1, whose product is annotated as dolichyl-diphosphooligosaccharide-protein glycotransferase. Lineage: Eukaryota; Fungi; Ascomycota; Saccharomycetes; Ascoideales; Saccharomycopsidaceae. The record is from RefSeq and is a predicted model, not a curated record. The coding region runs from base 1 to 876 and encodes 291 amino acids. The transcript has a single exon. Gene Ontology annotation, biological process: protein N-linked glycosylation. Gene Ontology annotation, cellular component: membrane; oligosaccharyltransferase complex.
AUGCUUUCAACGAUCAAAUCUUUAUUUUUCUUAGUGUGUCUUUUGAACGUCGCCGUGGGUUUCAAAGUUCACAAUGGUGUGGUUUCAGUCGGUGCCAAAUCUGAGAAAUUCACUUGUUGUGACCCAAUAGAAACCCCUGUGUCCAUUACCACCGAUAAAGAUUCUAUCGAUUUCAAAUUCUCGGUAUUGGACCCAGAAGGUAAAGAACCUUACAGACCAAACCAGGUGGUGGUGGUGUUAUCCAAGCAAGAAUCGUCAUUGGAACAAUCAUUUAUUCCAAAAUUCAAUUCCAAAAAUGCUGCAAGUGUUUCCAUUGCCAUCAAUGAAAUUUCUAAGAACUUGUUGUUUUUCGAAACCAAUAGCGAAGAACCAGUUCUUGAUGUCAGUAUAAUAUUGGGAGACUAUGCCAUCAACUCUCCAGUGGUCAAAAAGAUUGGAUCCAUCAAAUUUGCCGGCUCCUUGGUAAAGAAACUUUCUAAAAAUUACUCCAAACCUUCCAGAAGCACUGUCAAGCCAGAAAUCCGUCACAUUUUCAGAUCUCCUGAAAAGCAAGUCAGCCCAAUUAUUGCCACUUUCUUCAUUCUGUUGAUUGCUGCAUCAUUCUUGUGGUUUGUCGGUACUUUGUUGGCUCACGGUACGGUCAACUUGAAGAAUUUCGGUGCCGCCAGUGGUGAACCAGUAUUCUAUGGUGUUUAUAAGAUCGCUUUCAUCGGUUCUAUCAUUGCAUUUGAAGCAUUCUUCAUUCAAUACUAUAUUGGAGACUCAAUCUUCAAUUUGAUUUUCAAAACUGCCAUUUUGGCUGGUCCAAGUGUUUGGUUUGGAUCAAGAGUGUUUAGAAGUUUAUUGCAAAAGAAGGUCCAAGAUGGUAAGGCUUGA